AUGUCGGACGAAAUUACACUCAUUUGCAUUCUCGCUGGAGAGUCUACAGCAUUCCCUGUGGACAUCAAUCCCCAGAAGACUAUCGGCCAUCUCAAGGAUGCAAUCAAGGAGGAAAAGUCUAGAUUAGGCGAUAUUGCCGCAAAUCAGCUCAAUCUUUACCAUGAGAGAUCAAAGGAGCCAGAGGAGUUAGACGACUUGACUAGUGAGAUUUCUGAAGGUUUUGGAACGGCACCACCAAAGAAAACCAUUCACGCCAUUAUUCAGCGACCAUCGGCAGCUAAGAUAAGGAUCGACUCAGUAUCAGUACAACACCAGGUUACUCACCCGAUUUUUCGACAUGAGUUCUACAAUCGCAAGGAGCUUACCGAAGAGUUGAUUGACGCCGCCGCCACAUGCAACUACAGAAGUCGUGGCGUGAUUUCACAAGCAAAUCAUACGAUGGUUCUGAUUCCAGGUGUCGGGAUAGGGAAAUCGUGUGCUGGUUGGGAAUCACGUCGCUUGUUACAUCCUGGUCUGUUCGAAGGAUCAAUGAAUCUCAAUCUGGAUAAGCUUACCGUUGAAGGCUUCAAUAUCGAUAUUGAUCGAGUGAUCAAGAUUCUCGAGUUACACUCACUAGAGCACGGCCAUGCUCUUAAGGCGAUUAUAAUCCACAUGGAUGAAUACCAGCUCUAUAUUGACUGUCUCCAACAAUACAAUCAUUGGAGCUGGAGCAUGGCCCGCAAUGAGCUCAAACAAAUGUUGAAACAGAUCGGGAAUGUGAUGCGCAAGGUUCAAAGCGACCACCAGCUCCUCAUCCCCCCAAUAUGUACUGGGACGUCUGCGCAGGACAUGCAUUUUUUGGCUACGGAAUAUGGAAAAGUAAUGAUUCCACUCGAACCACUGGAUCUUACUACUGCAAAGUCCAUGUUUUGUGAUAAAUUCCAAUACAACUGCGACAAAGUAAUGAUGACUGAGAGAAACUCUCGUACUGUAGAGAGCCUUGAGAAAUUGAAUCCUGGAAUACCAUAUGCGACCUUUUCUUCAGAUGUAGUUCUUCAGCAUUCCAAAGGCCUAUGCGACUAUGUGUGGAAUCAGCCUCAUUUUAAAAUAUCUUUAGCUGACACUGGAUACAUUCCUGGAUUUAUCGAUUUUCUCCUAUCAGUGGAUUAUCUCUUAACGAUCUAUGACUGGGAGAAGGCUGUUGAGCGGGAAUUCAAGUUAUCAAGAGGAAGAACCAUCGGGGAUGGUGAACGAGAUGGUAUCACUCACCUAAGGCAGGAUACAAGGGAUGAAAAUCUCAAUUGUGUCACUGUGCCCUUCAUUUAUUUGCAGGUCCUUAAUAGAUUACUCUCGCCUUCUAUCCUGCCAGCUGAUGCCCUUUCACCGCCAACAGCAGACCGAAAAAAUCACUGGCAAGAAUAUGAGAGUCUCCAUGGUUAUUAUCAGAUGGCUCUUGAUACUGUAGGCAAUGCUCGACCCCUGAAUAUAUCACCACAAAAUUGGCAGUACCUCUCAGACGUAUUUCGUGGAGCAAAAGGGGAUAAAAGUCUUCAAAGAAAGAUACAGCUUCGCAAGCUUGAUGUCUUUGUCGAGAAGAACAAGUCCCUUGAACUAUCAACAAGUGUUGCAGAAUUCGAGACGUCUGUUGUAUACCAGGACCAUAUUUCUCGGGAGUUGUAUGAUGCCGACAACACCUUCAGUAAAGGUGAAAUCAAGACAUGGUAUGAUAUAACACUCAAAUCAGUCAGGAACUACUCGAAGAGGCAUUAUGAAGCUCAAGGAACUAGAGCUGAUGGAGGUUUCACGAUUUACAACCAACUGAGCCCCAAGGCCUAG
Messenger RNA from Lobosporangium transversale, 1815 nucleotides. RefSeq lists its product as hypothetical. The coding region runs from base 1 to 1815 and encodes 604 amino acids. NCBI's taxonomy places the organism in Eukaryota, Fungi, Mortierellomycota, Mortierellomycetes, Mortierellales, Mortierellaceae. The record is from RefSeq and is a predicted model, not a curated record. The transcript has 8 exons.